This is a messenger RNA of Coregonus sp. 'balchen', 2911 nucleotides long. Lineage: Eukaryota; Metazoa; Chordata; Actinopteri; Salmoniformes; Salmonidae. The record is from the annotation of a GenBank genome assembly.
AUGGCGGCGCCCUGCACGGAAAACAAUCACAAGCAAGGCAAAUUGGAAUUGUAUCCUAUGUACUCCACAUAAAACGUCAAUAUAACGUUUAUUUACAUUAACAACGCUUGAUCGUAUAUUGCCUCUUCAACGUUGUAUGCAUAUUUUGAUAAUUUAGCAUGAAACAGAGUGAAAACUUCCUUGACAGUCCCUCAGUGCACUAGACGUCCCGUUCCCAUCUAGUCUCGAGGCGUCCAUCGCACUCCAGUCCCUCUCCCCAGACCGCGAGCUCCGGAAAGGAGGCAUCAGCAAGGAACUCACGGUGUCCGGCAGCACGCUGUCUGUGUGAGUGUCUGCUGUGUGUGCGCGUGUACUACCACCUAGUGUAAUUUAUGAUGUAAGUGUGUACGGAAACCUGGGAAAUACCCUACUAGUACUUCAAGCUAUAGGCCGAUAGCGUUGACAUGUCACGUAUGUAAUCAUAUGGAAAGGAUGAUAACGGAAAGACUGACGUACUCUCUGGAGAGUAGAGGACUAAUGUCACAAGAUCAAAGUGGGUUCAGGAAAGGCAGGGGAACGAUGGAUCCUGCACUGUGUCUUGAGUCAGUCAUACGGAAGGCACAGGCAAAUAAGGAGGUGGUGGUAGCCGUUUUCUUUCAUGUAGAGAAGGCUUAUGAUGUGGAAGGAAGGUCUACUUAUCAAGCUGGAUAACAUGGGGGUUGGAGGAAGGGUUUUUAACUGGAUAAAGGAACUCUUUAUUGGGAGGUCAUUGUUAGCGGAUGAUGGAGCGAUGUGGAAGAGCUGGAUAGAUACUACCCAUACAGCCAGAAGUGGUGCCUUAGGUGGGGCUUCAAGUUUUCAGUUGAGAAAACACAGACUGUGUUUUUUUCUAGAAGGAAGAUUGAGGAGGAAAUAUACUUGAAGUUGUAUGGAAGGAAUCUGGAGGGUGGGGAGGGUUUAGGUUCCUGGGGGUUUGGUUUGACACUCGAAUGACAUGGGCAUAUUAACAGAGUAGUUGUCAAAGGAAAUAAAAUAUUGAAUGUGAUGCGUUGCUUGUCAGGAAUGGAGUGGGGGGCAGAUAGAAUGGCAUUGAAAAUGAUAUAAAGAGCUGUUAAGGUCAUCAAUGGAUUAUGGAAGUAUAGCAUAUGGAUCAGCAGCUCAGACAUCUUUAAAAAGGCUAGAUUUAAUCCAGGCCCAAGCCCUAAGAAUAUGUUGUGGAGCAAUCAGGACCUCCCCGGUGGCAGCGAUGGAGGUAGAGAUGCCAUUUAAGUUAAGAAGACAACAGCUAGCCAUGACAUAUUGGGUAAAUCUACAAGGACAUAAGGUUACACAUCCUACAAAAAAGGUGCUCCUAGAGCGCUGGGAACAUGAAUGGAAUCUCAAUACAAGCUUUGGGUGGAUAGGCAAUUGCAUGGCGAGAGAGAUGGGACUGUUUAGGAGGGAGUUUAGCCCCUCUGUUGCUCUUCCUGCUAUCCAACCUUGGUUUCUCCCUCAGCCAGUGAUAGAUCUAGGGUUGCUUGAGAGGGUAAGAGAUGUUGAGGAAGGAGUAGAUGAAGUUGUAAGUGAACAUUUAAGAACACAAUACUAUGCUUUCUUGAAUAUAUUCAGAUGGAUCUAAUAAUAAUAAUAAUAAUAUGCCAUUUAGCAGACGCUUUUAUCCAAAGCGACUUACAGUCAUGCGUGCAUACAUUUUUGUGUAUGGGUGGUCCCGGGGAUCGAACCCACUACCUUGGCGUUACAAGCGCCGUGCUCUACCAGCUGAGCUACAGGAGGACAGGAGCAACUUUUAGUGUUCCUGAGUUUAAGGUGGCAGUGAUGAAAGAGCAACGGAUAAUCUAUCUGUUUACACAAUGGAGUUGAUGGCCAUACUAUCGGCUGCAGAGUGGGUGGAGGUGGUGAGGCCAGACAGGGAAGUCAUCUGCUCUGACUCCUGUGCAGCACUGAUGAGCUUAAAUUCAUGUGUGUCUCAGAGCAGACAUGAUGUAUUGUAUGAGGUUUUGCAGUGCUUGUAUGGGGUGAGACAGAUGGGGGUAUUUGUGAUGUUCCUCUGGGUACCAGCUCAUGUGGGAGUAGAGGGGAAUGAGGAGGUGGAUGUUAUCGCCAAGCAGGCUCUUAAACAUCCUAAUGUUGAGAUGGAAUUGUCAAAUCAGUAAAGCAGAAGCCAGGGGGUUAAUAAGAACAGUGGUUAGAAACAAAUCGCAAGAGUUGUGGAACAGGGAGAGAAAGGGAAGACACCUGUAUAAGAUCCAGGAAAGGGUGGGGGCAGGGAGGUCCUCAGGUCGAGAGAGGAGGGAGGAAAGUGUAGUCACAAGGCUGAGAUUGGGACACACAAGGCUCAAUAGUACAUUGAAAUUGGUGGGGAAACAUCUGACUGGGAGGUGUGAUCAUUGUCAGGAGGAGAUGGAGACAGUGGAACCUGUUCUAUUUCAGUGCCAGAAAUAUGUGAGAGAAAGGGAGCGAUUGUUAUUAGAUUUGAAGAGUAAUGGGGUUGAAGAGCCAGUAUUAAGUGAACUGCUGGGGAAAUCUUCAGGGGAUGUAGUAUUUAUUUAUGUAUUUAGUUUCCUUAGGAGUAGAGAUUAUUGGUUAGGAUUUAGACAUUCACUGUCUCUGGUGCACACUCCAGUCCAGUUGGUGGCGCUAAUGCACCUUAAAGUUGGUUGCCAACCGCCAUAUAAAAUCCACAGAAGAAGGUGUAUGUGUGUAUGGUGGUACUACUGUAUACAAGAUUGUUGAGUUGUAUCAUACUGAUCGGUCAUGUGAAUCUCUCUCCCUCAACUCUUCUUUCUCCUUUAUCUCCUCCAUCCCUCUUUCCAUCAGGAGGUGGAGAGCCGAUGAGGCCCGUAUUCUGCGUGUCUCUGUUGGGUCGUUUAUGGACCACCUCUCCCUUGUGAUGGAGACCAUGGAGGCCUUUGGACCCCCUGUCACUCGGUGA